GCCGAGCCGCGCAGCCUCUCCGCGCUGGAAGCGUCGGGCGCCUUGGAAACGGGCGGAAGCGGGGAGGAAGCGGCCGUGGCAGGAUGCUGAGUCCCGAACGGCUUUCGCUGCCGGGCCUCGAGUACCUGGCGCAAAGACAUGUUCUCACGUAUAUGGAGGAUGCAGUGAGCCAGCUGCUGGAGAACAGAGAAGAUAUUAGUCAGUAUGGCAUUGCCAGGUUCUUCACUGAAUAUUUUAACAGCGUGCGGCAGGGAACACACAUCUUGUUCCGUGAGUUCAGCUUUGUUCAAGCUACCCCUCACAACAGGGCAUCUUUUCUUCGGACCUUCUGGAGGUGUUUCCGAACAGUGGGGAAAAAUGGAGAUUUGCUGACAGCAGAGGAAUACCACUGCCUGCUGCAGCUGCUCUGCCCUGACUUCCCACUGGAACUCACUCAGAAAGCAGCGAGGAUUGUGCUGAUGGAUGAUGCUAUGGAUUGCCUGAUGUCUUUUUCUGAUUUCCUCUUUGCUUUCCAGAUCCAGUUCUACUACUCAGAGUUCUUGGAAAGCGUGGCUGCCAUUUAUCAAGGUCUGCUGUCUGGCAAGAGUCCAAAUACUGUUAUAGUGCCGACAUCAUCUUCUGGGCAACACAGGCAGCGCCAGCCCCCAAAUGACUCUAGUCCACUUGACGGAGUAGAGGCCUCUCUCUUCUACCAGUGCGUAGAGUCCUUGUGUGACAGAUCAAAAUACAGCUGUCCACCUUCUGCUCUUGUGAAGGAAAUGUUGAGCAGUGUACAGAGAUUGACCUUCUAUGGAUUCCUUAUGGCACUUGCAAAGGAUCAGGGGAUCAACAGAGCCCUAGGGGCUUUGCCAGAUAAAGGAGACUUGUUUCUGGACCCUACCAUGGAUCAGGAACUUGAGAAAUUGGUGGCUCAGGUUUCAGGGCUUUGUGUCUCCAGUCCCACCAGCUCGAGUGGGGACACAGUGAAUUUGCCUGUUCGUAACUCGCCCAGGAUGAACUCUCCCUGGAAACCUCUACACCAUCGGCGAAAAAUGGAUGCUGAGAGCGAAGGCUCCAAUGAAGAGACAGACUCUUCAGAAAACUGAAGGUUGUGAGGGUGAACACUGCUCCCAACUUCAGUUUCUGCAGAACCCACUGGAGGAACAGCAUCUCCUCUCAGAGCAUCUGCUCUGACGGUGGGUCCUGUCUACGUCACCCGUGUAUGUGUGUGUGGCUGUGCCAGUCCCCGCUGUCAGGUCGACUCAUCUAUUCCCAGAACGAACUCUUACCUUUUUUCCCAGCUCUAAAUUGAACCAGGAAUAGUUCCUCUACAGAAGCUAUGUCCAGCUACAGAACUAUGCUACCCUCUGCUGGCCAAGUAAGACAUACCAGCUCUGCCUCCACUUGAGUAUACUCUGAUCGGGUUUCUCCCUCGAGGUUCAGCAGGUAGUGGGAGUGCUAGCGCAGGCUGCUUGCCAGUGUUCUGUUGUAUAGCUGUGUUCAGACUUGGCCUAGAUAAUAGAGCAGUUAAAUAGCCAGCAGCAGCUCUGCACUUAUGCUUCUUUAUAAUUAUUCCCAGCAAAGCUGCACCUGCAUACAAUCAAAGGUAAAGAAACUCCUCAGGUUCCUAGGAAAGAAGGGCUGGGCUAUUGCCAUGCUGCUUAUCUCUGCUUUCUCUCCCACUUGCCAAAGCAAUCAGCUGGACUGCAAGGUGCCUUCUGUGAGGCAUUCCAGUGCUUCCAUCAUUUGGAAAAGCCAGUUUCAAAAGAAAGUAUUUAAAUCCCUCAGCCAUGGGUGAUAAGGCUUGCAGGCAUAGAGGGCUGGGCUUGGCUAGGCUAAAGCAGUGAGGGGGCAAAGCAGCAGUUAUCAAACAAGUCCUGUGUAUGUUAUUUCAUAAACAGCAUGUAUGUAGCAUCAUAGCAUGGGUAGCAUCUCAUUGUAUUUGUGAUAACUCACUCAGUAGUUUGGCCUCCAUCACUCUGAAAACUGCCUAAUCCAGCUUCUGUGCUACAACUUGCUUAGACUAGUCACUUCCCAGGGAACUUCAAUUUCUUUGGAAGCCUGUAUUUUGCCCAUAAAAUGCAGUGUGGGCUACCAAGAGCUGGUAACCCAAAGCUUGUAGCAGCCCUAAGCCAAGCAGCCAUAACACAUGCUGGAGCUAUUUUGAGAUUAAUCCCAUAACUGCUGCUGAGUCUGUACCAAAGUCCCAAGUGUGGAGGUGGGAGGAACUAUUUAUUGUAAGUUACCUUAUUUAUUGAUGUGCUUCCUCCAUGCACUUUCUCUCCCCCCCCCAGCGAGUGCCAGCCCAACAAUAAAGCACACUGCACAAUGCCA
Molecule: messenger RNA, 2313 nt
Organism: Pogoniulus pusillus (Red-fronted tinkerbird)
Lineage: Eukaryota; Metazoa; Chordata; Aves; Piciformes; Lybiidae
Gene: CSTPP1
Product: centriolar satellite-associated tubulin polyglutamylase complex regulator 1
Exons: 9
Coding region: 84-1085 (333 amino acids)
Source: RefSeq, a predicted model, not a curated record